AUGGACAGCGUCAGCUUCGAUAUUAACGAUGCGCUCAAGCAUUACAUGAGCGACCCGGCUGGCAUUCCGACGCCCGAGGCAGAUGGAGCGCUGGUCGACUGCGAGAACGACCCGGAGUCGCUCACCGACAAUGCCGUGAUCAACGCCGUCCUCAACCCCAUCGUCGACGCCGUGGCCGAGAAUCCGGAUGCCAUCACGCGCAGCAGCAUCUUUGACUCGUUGCAGUUCCUUUUAAAGUGUGCACCCAUCUCCUCUGAUCCCCUCAUGCCCUGCGAGAGGGACACGUCGCUGCCGGCAGCGGGCACACCCACCCCUGCCCGGCGCGCGCGUCCCUUGGGCUCUGGCGCCACAAACCGUCGUUUAAACGAUCCUGAUUCUGAGCUGUUCAAACAAUCCAGGUACACCUCCUUUCUCUCGGCGCACGCUUUGAGCAAGAUAUUUGACUUGAUCACCUCCGGUCUGGCCACCGAGGCCGACGUCAUAAACCAUGACCUUGAGUCGGACGAACAGGAGCUCAUCGCCCACCACAAACAGUUGCUUGAGAUGUACGGCUUCCUGCUGCAGUGGACCAUCGCAGCCGUCGAGAUCAAGGCAGCCGAGAAAUCGUCCACCACCGUGCCCGCGCGGGGCCGCGGUAAGCCCAAGAGCAAGAGGGAUGUCGGCAAGGACGGCACCUGGGAUUCGUCGACCCAACUCGAGACGGCGCUAAAUACAAUGUGCAAGGUGCUGCGGUUGAAGCUGGGCAAGAUUUUCUUGACGACAUCCGAACGCGACACUUUCAUGUCGCUGCUGACCCGGCCCGUCUACAUGAUUCUCGAGAGCGAACAACGCGUCAAGAGCACGAGCAUCCGGAUGCACGCCUUCAAGGUGCUCUGCAUCGCAGUCAAGCACCACGGCCACGGAUACGCGGACGAGAUCCUGCGAGAACUCAGCAACAAGGAGUUCAACACCAACGACACCAAGGGGCCAAAGUCGGUUUCAACCUUUAUGAUUAGACUGUCUGAACUGGCUCCUAGGUUGGUCAUUAAGCAGGUUACUUUGAUGGCGAAGCAGCUGGACAGCGAGUCGUACACCCUCCGUUGCGCCCUUGUCGAGGUCUUCGGCAACAUGCUUGCCCACCUUAGCAAGUCAGAUGAGCGCAGCGAGAACCACAAAAUGCAGAUGAACGCCUUCUUCGAUGUGCUGGAAGAGCGGUUCCUCGACAUUAACCCAUACUGUCGGUGCAGGACGAUCCAAGUCUACGUGAAGCUUUGCGGGCUCGACCAGAAAUUUCCGAAGCGGAGGCAAAAGGCAGCCGAAUUGGCGUGCCGGAGCCUCGAGGACAAGAGUAGCCAUGUAAGGAGGAACGCCAUCAAGUUGCUCGGCACCCUGAUUCGGACACAUCCUUUCACCGCCCUCCACGGCGCCCAGCUUGCGAGGAAAGACUGGCAGGAGCGUUUAGACAAGGUCGAUGCGGAACUCAACGCCCUGAAGCCACCAGUUGACGCGCCGGGCCUGGAGCAGGGGAACACUACCGUGGACCCGGCUCUACUUGAUGACGCCACUCAGAUCGAGUCCCCAAGGAAGCAGCUGGCCGAGAUGACCGAUGAAGAGAAAAUUGCAGCGGUCCAGAAGGCGCAGGAGGAGGCAGCCACUUCCGAGGCGAUCGAGAAGCUGACCCUCACAAAGCGAUACUACAACGAAGCGCUCAAAUUUAUCGACGUGUUGCACGAUGCGACCGGCACCGUGUGCCAACUCCUUGGAUCCCGGAACAAGAGCGAAGUCAUUGAGGCGAUGGACUACUUCGAGAUCGGUGACGCAUACAACAUUGAGCAGAACAAGGUCGGCAUCCGUCGCAUGCUCAGGCUCAUCUGGACCAAGGGCAAUAGCGAUGAGGGCAAGGGUGUCCAGGCCCAUCUGAUCGACUGCUACAAACGGCUCUUCUUUGAAGCCCCCGACAGUUUUAGCGCGAACGACGCCGCCAACUACAUUGCGCGGAACAUGAUCAGUUUGACCUUUGGCGCCACCCCUGCUGAACUCACCUCGCUCGAACAACUGGUGAGCACGAUGAUGAAGCAAGGCAUGAUUCCGGACCUCGUCAUUGCGAAAUUGUGGCAGGUUUAUGGUGUGCAGAAGCGGGAGAUUUCCAGGAAGCAGAGACGGGGCGCCAUCAUUGUGCUCGGCAUGCUAGCUACCGCCAGCCCGGAGAUUGUGGUCGGCGAGAUGGAGACGAUGCUGCGCACCGGUCUCGGAGCCCAUGGCCGUGACGACCUACAACUCGCCAAGUUUACGUGCGUUGCUCUCCGACGGAUCAACCCCACCGGUCGUCAGGCCAAAGAGUCAGCGGCCAAGUUCUCCCGGUUACAAAACGAUCAUGCUGUGUUAGUUAGGUUGGCCGCCAUCACCGAGGUGCCCACGGAGAGCAAGGACUGGUAUGGUGUUGCCGAGCAGGCCAUCAACGCCAUCUACACCCUAUCGAGACAUCCGGACGUUUUGUGUUCCGAGAUCAUCCGUCGCAAGACGAGGACAGUCUUCGGUCGCCCAUAUUCGCGUCCAAGCUCACAACCUAGCUCUCGUCCCGCGUCCCGCGAUGAGGCACAGGCGGCACCAAGUCCUGCUUCCUCGGCCGAUAGUGCUGGAAGCGAUCCCACUGUCAUUGCUUCGCAGCAAGCACCCGUUAGCCCGACAAAGAAGCAAAACAAGGACAACACCGUUGGCCUAUCCCAGCUCCUCUUUAUCGUGGGCCAUGUCGCCGUCAAGCAGAUCGUGCACCUCGAGCUCUGCGAACUCGACUUCAAACGCCGCAAGCAGGAGAAGGAAAAGACAGCUGCCGCUGCGAACCGCUCCUCACUCGGUGCCAGUACCUCCAGCCGCCGCUCCGCCUCAGCCAAAGACAAGUCCAAAGUCGAAGACGAGGGUGACGAGCUCGACCUGAUCGGCGGCACGACCGAGGACGACUUCACUGAGGCCAUGGCACACAUCCGCGAGCGCGAGCUCCUGUACGGGCCCACCUCGCUGCUCGCCCACUUCGGCCCCCUGGUCAGCGAGAUCUGCGCCAACAACACCACCUACCGCGACCGCAACCUGCAGCAGGCCGCCACGCUGUGCCUCGCCAAGCUGAUGUGCGUCUCGUCCGAGUACUGCGAGGUCAACCUCCCGCUGCUCAUCACCAUCAUGGAGCGGUCGACCGACGCCACGGUGCGCAGCAACGCCGUCAUCGCCCUGGGCGACAUGGCCGUGUGCUUCAACCACCUCAUCGACGAGAACACCGACUUCCUGUACCGCCGCCUGGCCGACCCGGAGCCCAUGGUCAAGCGCACCUGCCUGAUGACGCUGACUUUCCUGAUCCUGGCCGGGCAGGUCAAGGUCAAGGGCCAGCUGGGCGAGAUGGCCAAGUGCCUCGAGGACGAGGACAAGCGGAUUGCCGACCUCGCCCGCAUGUUCUUUACCGAGCUGAGCACCAAGGACAAUGCCGUGUAUAACCACUUUGUGGAUAUGUUCAGUCUGUUGUCGGCGGAUAAGCGGAUUGAGGAGGAGAGCUUCAGGCGCAUUGUGCGCUUCCUGCUUGGGUUUGUGGAGAAGGACAAGCAUGCUAAGCAGCUGGCGGAUAAGCUUGCCGCGAGGCUGCCGCGUUGCGACAACGAGCGGCAGUGGAACGAUGUUGCGUUUGCGCUGGGCUUGUUGCAGCACAAGAACGAGGAUAUUACCAAGCUGGUGUCGGAGGGGUUCAAGAUCGUCCAGGCGGCCGCGUAG
This is a messenger RNA of Chaetomium globosum CBS 148.51, 3732 nucleotides long. RefSeq lists its product as uncharacterized. The coding region runs from base 1 to 3732 and encodes 1243 amino acids. NCBI's taxonomy places the organism in Eukaryota, Fungi, Ascomycota, Sordariomycetes, Sordariales, Chaetomiaceae. Gene Ontology annotation, molecular function: histone binding. Gene Ontology annotation, biological process: mitotic cell cycle; mitotic chromosome condensation; meiotic chromosome condensation. The record is from RefSeq and is a predicted model, not a curated record. Gene Ontology annotation, cellular component: condensed chromosome, centromeric region; nucleus. The transcript is spliced from 4 exons.